AUGAAGCGGCCGAGCUCUGAGUGGGGAAGGUGAAGGAAAGAUGGCGGCCGGAGCUGAAGCGGGCCAUGGCCGCAGCAGCAGCAGCAGCACCAGCAGCUCCAGCAGCUCCUCCUCGGCCGCGCUGGAGGCCACGCUGGACCGCCGCUUCCAGGGCGUCACCAACACCAUGGAGUCCAUCCAGGGCCUCAGCUCCUGGUGCAUCGAGAACAAGAAGCACCACAGCCUGGUCGUGCGCUACUGGAUGAAGUGGCUCAAGAAGUCGGAGCCCAGUCACAGGCUGAACCUCUUCUACCUCGCUAAUGAUGUCAUUCAGAACUGCAAGAGGAAAAACGCUAUCGCUUACCGCAGCGCUUUCGCCGACAUCCUACCAGAUGCCGCCCUGCUGGUCAGGGAUGCUAAAGUGCGCAAGUCAGUGGAGAGAAUAUUCAGUAUUUGGCAGGAGAGGAGCAUUUAUCCAGAUGAACUGAUCACAGAGCUGAAGGCCACUCUACAGAAAAAGGAACAGCCACCACCGCCUUCUGUUAACCCCAAAACUGCCCUCAAGUCAAAGAUUGUGGCUGAGUUUGCGCCACAUGCCUUGAUCGAGCGUUUGGGGACCUUUAAGCGCUCACUGGAAGAGAGUGAGCUAAGAGAAAAGCAGCUGGCCACUCUCAGAGUGGAUGUCUGCAGCACAGAGGCCCUCAAGAGGCUUAAAGAUAAGGCAGGGGGGAAUAAGUUUUCUAAGGACUUUGAGGAGGGCAGCAUGAAGCUGCAGGAGUUUGUAAAGUUUCUGGAGGGGCAGAUGCAAGCAGGACCCCCUCUACUUGAAGCUCUGGAGAAUGCAGAAGUCUUCUAUGAAAUGCAGUACAAAGAGGUCAAGAUCGUCACCAAUGCCUACAAGACCUUCGCUAAUCGGGUAUCUAAUCUGAAGCGUAAACUGGACGCCAUAAAGGCCACGCUGCCAGACUUGGAUGACUCCCCUAUUCCCUCGCCCUCUGAGGAUGCCCCCUCGCCCACAGGCUCGGAGUCACCCUUCCAUGGCCUGGGCGCCAGAGCAGGCCAGAGCAGUGUAGACCGAGAGGGAGCAAGAGCUGGAGAGCAGAAGGACAACAGAGACGUGGAGGACAUGGACCUGUCUGAAGAGGAGGACGCCACAAACAUGGGCAUUAUCGUUGAAGAAAAAAAAGAAAAAACAUCCACAGUGGCAGCUUCAAAGGUGACCAACUCAACAGCAGCCAGGUCUUCUCAUAUUAUGGCCGCCUCUGCUUUAGCCCCUCCCACAAAGCCGACGCCUGAGCCUGCAGCCAGUCAGACGCCACCGUCUUCUGCACCUACCCCUACAACACCUGUUCCUGCAAGCCCCGCCCCUCUGCAGGUGAAUUUGGCAAAUGUGGAUCUUGGAAAGAUCAGCUCCAUCCUCAGCAGCAUCACUAAUGUGAUGAAGAACACGGGUGUAAGUCCUGUGUCCCGCCCCUCACCAGGAACACCCACUACACCAUCUAGCCACACCCCUUCAUCCAAAACUCCUCUUGUGGCACCUGGCGGAACUCCUGCAUCCAAUCCACUGGCCAGUAUCCUGUCCAGAGUAGACAUUUCCCCUGAGGGUAUCCUCAGUGCCCUCACCAAGACACAGACAAACAGCCCACGGCUACAGGGUUUGUCCUCUCUGCUCUCUUCUGCCCGUGCUGGCUCUCUCACCUCUUCAAGUCCCGCCCCCUCUUCCUUUACCCUUACAUCUUCAACAAUCACCACGGCAACAGUGACUACAACCCCCACCACCCCAACCACCCCAAAGACUCCAAAACUUUCCAGCAGCAAUGUAAAGCGCGAGUCAGAACGUGAGCGAGGUUUAGAGUGGGAAAAGGUGAAAGAGAAAGAGAGGGAGAAAGACAGACGAGAGAGGGAGAUAGAAAGGGAGGAGGCUGCAAUGCCCAGCCUGGAGUCAAAGAUCAACAGCUUCUUGCAGGGAAACCCUGGUUUUAGUGCUCUUGGCCUUGGCUUGGACGAUGGGGUCAGUAACAGCCCUCUGCUGGUUGGUGGAGACAAUGCGGAUGGCACUCCUGUUCGUGAUGAAAGUGGCAGCACUCCAACCCAGGAUGAGAUAAUGGACACCCCUUGUGUUCUUAGCGAUCAGAAUCCGGGCUGCUCUGGAGCCGUUUCACCUACAGCGUACCGUAGUGACCCCUGGGAUGCAGUGAUUAUGCCAAGAGAAGAUGAGAGGAAGGACAGGGAUUACCGCACCCCUUCAUCCUCAACGUCCUCACGAUCACAGGCCUUCAGCCCUAGUGGCAAAAACACAGGUAGGAGUAAUAUGAAGCCCAAAGAACAGGAUGGCAUGAAGAGAAAAGCAGGGGUAUCCACAGGUCCCACCUCUUUCACCUCUUCUGCGGAUGUAGGUGUGAAGGUGGCCAAGAUGGAGGGAUCAGGAGGGAAGAGUGUGGUCCUGCGCAGGACGAGUGGUGGGACUCAGAAUGGAGGCAAGGAGAAGGAGGAGAAAGGGAAGAAAGGAGGAAAGAAGGAGGAAGACAGCGAACACUACCACCGCAUUGAGACUGUUGUUACUACAACGGCCAGCAGCAGCGAGGGCACGCCCAUAGAAGCACUAUGCUAUAGCAACCGCAUCCAGACUGUGGAGAGUAUUCGUGUGAUUGGCCGAGGUCCAAGGAGGGCAAGUGGAGCUGCAGCAAGAGCAGGUGGGGCGUGGUAUGAAGAGGAAGAGUUUAUGGAAGCCCCACUUCCACAUCACCCUGGCGACCAUACCCCUGAAGCCCCCGAGGAGCUGGGACUGGUCCCCCCUCCUACGCAUCUGCUGCCACAGGGGCAGUACCCACCACCUCCUUACACCAGUGAGGACUCUACUCAUCCUGUGCACACUCACACUAUCCCCCAGCACCACCCACCUCCAUCUCCUUUCUUCCCCACCCCGCCAGUUCCUCCCAUCCCUCAGCCCCCGCCCCCUUCAGUGGCCCCACCUACAGCAGCCCCACCCUUACCUCAGCCUCCUCCAGCCCCUUCAAGAGACUUACCCCUCUCCCCCACGUCUGCUGUGAUGGUAGGCGGGGUCUUGGUGCCCAUUGACCGUGUCCUGCCGCACCCACCUGCCAACCUGCGCCCGGAGGGGGGUGGGGCUAGCAGUGCUGCACCUGCUCGGGGCAAAUCCCUGCCCAUGCGUCCUGCCACACUCAAAGAGCAAUUCACCCCUCACCAUGCACCCCCUCUCCAUCGCCCUGGUACCCCAGGUGUACCCCCGCCCCUUUUGGGCAGAGGGCGUAAGGGGCCACAGUCACCCUCUUCCCCAACCACACCCACCACACCUUCUCCAUCUGGAGACCCCCGGCCACUCCUGCCCUCUCCAAACUGCCUGCCCAACUCUGCUGGCUCUCAGCGAGCCCACCGACCACCCUCCCCACUUGGCCUCCUCCGCCCGCCCAUCCACACACCUCACACCUCUCCCCUGUCCCAGAGGCCCUUGCCACGAGGGGGCCUACCUCUGUCCCUGCCCCUCCCACCCCCUUCCCUGUCCCGAGAGCCACUGCUACCUGGGGUCAAGCGCCCCGGUCCUGCUUUCCGAGGUGGACCGCUGCACCCUCCGAAGCGUCCCUUCCUGCCCCCACGUUAUUAGGGUUAUUCAGAAUAAGGGUCAGCCUGCAGUGCCAAUGCAGUGCAAUUAUGCUGUGAUUUGAUGUAGGAAGUGUUAGCACCAGACUGUCUCUGGGCCAUGAUGAAAGAUAAAACUAGUCAAAACGCAUGCCCGUACCAACCCCACCCCCCUACCCUCCCUGACCUUCCAACCCUGCCAACCCACAGCCAGCAGUGUUCACUUACGUGUAGACAAAGAGAAGCCUUCCAAAGAUGGAGAGAAUAGACGUUGGAGAGAAAGAUGACGCAAAAAAGAUAAACGCAGUGAGAGAGAGGCAAAAGGUGGUUAUUCACUUCAGUUCCACUUUCUUACUUGUGUGAGAUGGGUUGCAUGAAUGAAGGAGUAUGUGCGCGUGUGUGUGCAUUUUUUUCUUAAAUACUUAGAGUUGUAACUAUAAAUGUAAAUAAGGACUUUAGCUCUUUCCUUCUUGUAACUAUAACUGCUCUUUCCCACUGUUGUAUGGCUUCUGCUUUCUGAUGGGGGGGGGAGAAAACCACAAAGUUUCUGCUCUAUAAGCUCUGUCCCUGUUUCUGUACAUGCAUAGUAGACCAGUCAAACUCUGCUUAAACUCUAAACUGAUUUAAAUCAUAGGCAUAGUUUAAGCAUCAGCCAUCCAUUAUCACAUCACCACUCUGCCUCUUUCCGGAUGUGAUGCUCUUUCACCUUUGGGGCGGGGGGAGGGCUGUUGAGUGAAGGCUGGGGUGCCGAAAUAAGCUAGUAAGAGGGAGGAAAUAAAAAGAACAACCUCAACGCUCAACCUUCAGAGUAGAUUAGGUUUCUGUUCAGUUUGAACUGAGCGCUCACGUGUAUUGUUGCUAAUAAAAGCCCUGCGAUGAUAAACAAGAACAAUGGGGGCUAGCAUUUUUUUACCAUCAUAAUGAUGGCAGAGUUUGUCACUUUUUUGGGUUUGGUGUGCUUUGGUUUAUUUCAGGAGAAAUGUGAAUAUAGAAUGUGUAUCUUUAGUAUUGUGUUCUUUAAAAAAAAACUUGAUUUCUGAUCAUGGUCUCUCUUUUUAACAUCUUGUGCUUUUGUUCCCUAACUUUUCAUGGAUUUGUACAGUAUGGCAUGCACAAUGCUGUGUAUCAUGGUCUCUACAGGAGCUAUAUGUAAGAUUAAACACAGCUUCCAGUCUGCACAAACACCUCUUCCUUAAAGUCAAUAUUUAAUGCAUUGUAAAGAUACAAUAAUCACUUCAAGUUUGGUUAUAAAAUCAUAAAAGCAUCUCUGGUAAGGCCAUGUUUGUUCAGUCACUUAAGUAUUCUGGAAAGUUGAUUGGAGGGUGGUGCAAGAAGAGGCACUGAUGCCUUUCCCUUGCUUUGCAUUUUCUGUCCCUUUUUAUUUUUCUUUUUUUCCUCAUUUUUAUUUAAAUCUCUUAAUUGCCUUUUUCCAAGGUCUGACUUUUCAUGAAAGUAGCUCUUUAUUUGAAAGUGUCAGAAGAUAAAAUGAGUCCAGAAACUCGUGUGUAUCAACAUUUCCAGUGAUAUUUUUCUCAUGUCAUCCCUUCUUGAGCUAUACUGGAUAGGAUUUUUGUGUUCAAACUUAAUGAAGUUCAAAGGAGAUGUUGCACCAUCAGUGUCCAUGAGGUGUUCAUAUUGACAGGAUGCAUUCAGCCACGCAGAUGUUAAUAUAUGAAAGUUUGUUUUGACUGUGUGAAUUUAGUGCGAGAAAUAGUAUUUUGCAGGCUGCAAACUAAUGCGUGUCUGUUUUAAACCCUGUUGUUGGUUUCACCAAAGUGAACUGGGCAAAAAUGUCAACAUUAACAUAAACCUGUAUAAUGUAGUGCUCUUUCAUGUACAAGCAGUGAAAGUACUUAAUGUAUUUUUUUUUUCUUUUAGUGCUGAAAUGUUGAAUCCUUUGAGGAAUACGAUAUGGUGUCUUCUUUUUGUCAUAUAUGCAUUCACAUUCAGAGAGACUGUUCCUUACAAAACUCUAAAGUACUUUAAAGCUCUA
Messenger RNA from Pygocentrus nattereri (red-bellied piranha), 5569 nucleotides. It is a transcript of the gene rprd2b, whose product is annotated as regulation of nuclear pre-mRNA domain containing 2b. The coding region runs from base 41 to 3601 and encodes 1186 amino acids. Lineage: Eukaryota; Metazoa; Chordata; Actinopteri; Characiformes; Serrasalmidae. Gene Ontology annotation, molecular function: RNA polymerase II complex binding. The transcript has 10 exons. Gene Ontology annotation, biological process: mRNA 3'-end processing. The record is from RefSeq and is a predicted model, not a curated record. Gene Ontology annotation, cellular component: RNA polymerase II, holoenzyme.